Molecule: messenger RNA, 1178 nt
Organism: Thunnus maccoyii (southern bluefin tuna)
Lineage: Eukaryota; Metazoa; Chordata; Actinopteri; Scombriformes; Scombridae
Gene: lrrc20
Product: leucine rich repeat containing 20
Exons: 5
Coding region: 261-785 (174 amino acids)
Molecular function (GO): protein binding
Source: RefSeq, a predicted model, not a curated record
AGCCUAGCUUGUAUAGCUCAUGCUUUACAUGCUGUCGCCAAGCAACAACGAGUUGUACAAAGUGUCGUUGCUAUGAGGUGUUUUUAAUAGGUCUUACUUUUCUAAUGAGCAAGGCAACUUUCAGGCGAUUUGCCCUCACUGGGGCUAAAAAUACACACACCAAAUUUGACUGUGUGUGUGUAGCUAACGUUAGCUAACAGUGACAGCUGCCAGGUCCUGUAACAGUAGCUUCUAGUUUGGGAAAAGUUACAGCAGAAAAAAUGGCUGAGGCAGUCGCAAAUGUGGCCCGAAGGAUCAAUGCGACCGUGGAGGAGGGGAAAGAAACUUUGGACCUGUCAAAUUGCAAGCUCAUUUCUUUCCCAGAAGGCGUAUUCAAGGUCCUGAGGAAUGUUUCACAAAAUAUCCGUCUUAUCACGUUGGCUGACAAUGAGAUGAAGGCCGUUUCCAGCAAAUUCUUUUCAACCUUCACUCAGCUGAGAGAACUUGACCUGCAAGGGAAUGUUCUCACCAAACUGCCUGACUCCGUGGAAGAAAUGCAGCAUCUGAUCAGCAUCAAUCUGGCUAAUAACAACUUUUCCAGCUUUCCUGAGAAGCUUACUGAAAUAGCCACACUAGAGAGGAUUGACCUGGAGGGAAAUAGCAUCACUGAAAUACCAGUGGAGAAGCUGUCUGCCAUGCCUGCACUGAAGUGGCUGAACAUGAAGUCAAACCCUUUGGCCACAGAUACCCAAUGUGCUCUGAAAUCUCCCCUCAAAUUUGACGUUUUGUCUACAAUGGAGUCCUAAUGCCCUAAAACAGUAUUUCACCACCUAUAGACUGCAUGCUGUGUGCCUUGAACUACUUCCAUUGGAUACUUCUGCGUGCCUGAGAGAUGACAAUACUGUAGAGAAUACUUGAAGAUAGCACAAUGUUGUACAACAAUCAAGAAAACAGAGGCAUUUAAAGAUGGCAUCCUACAGCUGGUGACCACACCCUGUGGCUCCUACUUUGUCGUCUCUGUAUGAAUUACAAAGAGCUGAAAUUUAUUUGAAUGUGAUGCAUCUUUGGACAUGAAAACAAUUCAUCUUUAUACACCAUUUGACAUGUUUUUUUUUCUCAACAGAGAUAUUUGUAAUGACUUAUUUAUUACUUUGAUAGUAUAAAGUUUUUUCAAUUUAAAAAUGAUACUGUCAACUACA